Messenger RNA from Sarcophilus harrisii (Tasmanian devil), 1145 nucleotides. It is a transcript of the gene YPEL3, whose product is annotated as yippee like 3. The transcript is spliced from 5 exons. The record is from RefSeq and is a predicted model, not a curated record. The coding region runs from base 293 to 652 and encodes 119 amino acids. Lineage: Eukaryota; Metazoa; Chordata; Mammalia; Dasyuromorphia; Dasyuridae.
GGAUGCGUGACGCUCCCCGGUCAUUUGCAUAGAGCGCCCUGAUUGGCCGCGGCGGCCGCCGGGAGAGGGCAGGGAGGGAGGAGGGAGAGCUCACAGCAGCAGCAGCUGGUCUCGGUGUAAACAAGUCGCGGCUGCGAACCCCGGGCGUGGGGACAGCGCCCCGGCUCCGGAGCGCCCCGCCACCCGACCCCAGACCCCGGAGGACCGGGCCCCUCCGCGCACCUAGGCUCUGGGCUCCCUUUGCUCUCCGUGGUCCCCUCCCCGGGUGGGGCCACUGCCCCCAGCCCCCACCAUGGUUCGGAUCUCUAAGCCCAAAACCUUCCAAGCUUAUCUGGAUGACUGUCACCGAAGGUAUAGCUGUGCCCACUGUCGGGCACACCUGGCCAACCACGAUGACCUCAUCUCCAAGUCCUUCCAGGGCAGCCAGGGCCGAGCCUACCUCUUCAACUCUGUGGUGAACGUGGGUUGCGGGCCAGCUGAAGAGCGUGUGCUGCUAACUGGGCUCCAUGCUGUGGCUGAUAUCCAUUGUGAGAGCUGCAAGACUACCUUGGGCUGGAAAUAUGAACAGGCCUUUGAGAGCAGUCAGAAAUACAAGGAGGGGAAGUACAUCAUUGAGCUCAACCACAUGAUCAAGGACAAUGGCUGGGACUGACCUCUGACCUCCAACCUCAACCCAAUGAGUCUCCCUGAUAAGAUGAUUCGGCUGCCCCCCUCACCCCAGCCAGGCUGCUGGAGGAGGGACACUGGUGGGAGAAACAACUACUUGCUUCCUCUCCAGGAACCCUGGGGAACUGCAAGUUCUCCCUCCUCAGGGCUUUGUUGGGAGAUGGUCCCAAGCCCUUGUACAUACAUUUUAUUAUUUUAUUGCAUGCACUGUGACUUUGGGGGGGGGGGGGUAGGGGAAGAAAUGUCCCCAUUCUGCUUCCCCUCAUGAUCUGGCUGGUUUGGAUCUCAUUUUUAACCCUCUCCCUGUCCCAGAUUCACCUGUAGAUAUGUCCUUUGUUGUACAUAACUCCCUUGCUUCCUCUCCAUGGCAUUCCUUUUCCUCCUGCCUAUAUACCUCAAGCCUGUACCACUCUUUCCCCAUGAUUUCCUUGUCUCUUCGUGGUCUGUAGCAUCUGUAAAUAAAACUCCCGGAGAUACCA